Phalaenopsis equestris is the source of this 1484-nucleotide messenger RNA. RefSeq lists its product as uncharacterized. NCBI's taxonomy places the organism in Eukaryota, Viridiplantae, Streptophyta, Magnoliopsida, Asparagales, Orchidaceae. The record is from RefSeq and is a predicted model, not a curated record. Bases 454 to 1428 code for a protein of 324 amino acids. The transcript has 3 exons.
AAUAAUUUUUUCUUUUGAAAGGCUAACUAUUGUUGCGUGAUUUUAGUCAGUUCCACAUUAUUUUCGCAUAACAUUUACAUCUCAUACCUUAACUUUAAUACCUACAAAAUAAACACCUAAAACUUGUAGCCGCUCAUUGUUGCCACCCUUGAUCAUCGCUUCAUCAUCUCUCACGCCUCCUCUAAUAUGCCUUUUAUGAGAUACUCUUCGGAAAGUGACGACGAUGGAUGAGUCGGGGAGCUGGCUGAGCAGCAAAAUUGCAAACAUAUCAAUUCGCGGAAGUCUCCUAGCCUUCCAUCCCCAAGCAUUUCUUGCCUCUAUCCGAAGAAGAAAUCCAGAGGGGAGAGAACGACUACAGGUUACAGAAACAGCAGUCGGAUCGCUCAUCUUCUUCCCCACCACCAUUAACGGGUUGCAGCAGUGUUGUGGAAGCCGGGGUGACUGGAAUGACAAAUGGAGGAAACAAAACAUACCUCUCCAAUCCUCGGAUGCAAUAAUCCAGAGGAAUCCAUGGUGGGCGGAGCCGCCGCCACCAAAACAGUGGGGCAAUGCUCUGUAAUCAUAGUUUACAGAGCCAAGAUUGGAGGCAAUCCCCGCAUCGUGACGGUAAUGUGGAACAAAACCCUCAUUAGCCACUCCCUCUCCAUCGUCGUCGACCGCCCAGACUGCAGUUUCGAGCCUGCAUCCACCUGCAAAAUUGAUAUCAAACCCUGGCCCUUCUGGAUCAAGAAGGGAUUCAAAUCCCUAGACGUCUGCGGCCACCAAAUCGAGAUUUAUUGGGACCUUCGCGCCGCCAAAUUCUCCACCGGGGGCCGACCGGAGCCCAUCAGCUGCUACUACGUCGCUCUUGUCAGCGGCGAGGAGGUCGUCCUCCUUCUCGGUGACUUGAAGAAGAAAGCCUAUAAGCGAACCAAGGCAAGGCCGUCGCUGGACGAUGCGACGAUGCUAUCAAAGAGGGAAAAUUUGUUUGGGAAAAGGUCUUUCCCGACUAGGGUUAGGUUUGAAGAGGGGAAAAAGGAGCAUGAUAUUGUGGUGGAGAAUUUGAUAUCGACGGGGAGCGGGAUGGAUGCGGAAAUGUGGAUAAGUGUUGAUGGGGUUGUGGCGAUCCAUGUGAGUAAUUUGCAGUGGAAGUUUAGGGGGAAUAAGAAGGUGAUGGUGGAGGGUUUGCCGGUGCAGGUGUUUUGGGAUGUGCAUGAUUGGUUUUUCAAGGCGGAGGGGUUGGGGCAAGCGUUGUUUAUAUUUAAGCCAGGGGAGGAGAUGGUGGUGGAGGAGGAGGCGGCGACGGAGAAAGGGAAGAUGAUCGGAAGUGAUGGGAGUUGGUCCGGUGAGGAGGCGGAAAAGGUUGUUGCAGAGAAUCAUGAGCGGGGUUUUCGUGGUGUCGGACCGCCGGAGUUCUGCUUUGUGCUUUAUGCCUGCAAAGUGGAGUAAAAAUAUUGAAAAAUACUGUCCGGAUCGAAUGAAAUCAUGUCACGUGGUGUUGAAAU